Messenger RNA from Psammomys obesus (fat sand rat), 2433 nucleotides. It is a transcript of the gene Rnf180, whose product is annotated as ring finger protein 180. NCBI's taxonomy places the organism in Eukaryota, Metazoa, Chordata, Mammalia, Rodentia, Muridae. The record is from RefSeq and is a predicted model, not a curated record. Gene Ontology annotation, biological process: norepinephrine metabolic process; serotonin metabolic process; protein polyubiquitination. The coding region runs from base 45 to 1640 and encodes 531 amino acids. The transcript has 6 exons. Gene Ontology annotation, molecular function: ubiquitin protein ligase activity; ubiquitin conjugating enzyme binding; metal ion binding. Gene Ontology annotation, cellular component: endoplasmic reticulum membrane.
GAAAUGAAUCAGUUGAUGCUCAAAACACUUGUCAUCUGUGGCACAUGAAUAUAGAAACCCUUCCAGACUGGAUAAACUGCCGAGUACAAAAAGCCCAGUGGACAGUUGGGAAACUGAAUUGUCCUUUCUGUGGGGCCCGAUUAGGGGGCUUUAAUUUUGUCAGCACUCCAAAAUGUUCCUGUGGCCAGCUUGCAGCUGUACAUCUCUGCAAGAGCCGGACUGAUCAUCAAGCAGCACAAGCCAGCAGACUAAUGAGACCAGCGCUGAAAUACUUGUCACAUCCCGGAGUUCCAUCAGCUUGUGAUAAGGAAACUCUGCGGACAGGUGGUGGCUCCAGAACCAGAAACCACAGGCUUUUAAGCAUGGCCCGGAACAAUAACGGCCUUGGAAGACUAGCGGAGGCCCUCUGUCUGGAGGUGCGAGCGACACAUUUUGAGAUGAAGAAUGAAAAACUGCUCUUCAAAGCAUCAGACCCAAAAUACCAGCCCUUUGUUCCUCAGCUGGCAGCCGGCAGGUGCACUUCAAGAGCUUCUCACAGAAAGUCACACAGUUUGGACCUGAGCAUCAGUGAGAAGCUGAUUUUAUUACCCACUUUAUAUGAAAUACGUAGUAAGACUACUGCCUAUCCCACACUAAAUGAAACACGGCCCAUUGACCUUUCAGGCUUGGCUUUGUCAUGUAGUAAAAGUAGCUGCUCUUUUCAAAACGCACCCAGUUUUGAUCCUAAUAUGCUGCUGCACAGACUUUCAAUGGCUCCCCAUGAGACCCAGGCACAAAGAGGAAGAGAAUUUCCGUGUGGCCUAGAAGCUUCUUCAGUUUACUCAGAUCAUGCUAAUGCUAACAGCCUGACAUUCCUGAUGGAUCUGCCCUCAGCGGGGAGGAGCAUGCUGGAGGCCUCAGACCAAGAAGAACACCUCUCCCCUCUGGACUUUCUGCGCUCUGCCAGUUUCCCCUUGGGCACCAUUAACCACAGGCUGAAUAACAGAGAGAGGAGCAAGUUGAGGACUCUAAGAAGGCAGCAGCGGAGGCGUGAGAGAUGGCUACAGAAGCAGGGUAAAUACUCAGGAGUGGGACUGCUGGAUCAUAUGACUCUGAGCAAUGAGAUGAGCACAGAUGACGAGGCUGAGUACACAGAGGAGAAGGACAGCUACAUCUGCGCCGUGUGCCUGGACGUGUACUUCAACCCCUACAUGUGCCACCCUUGCCACCACAUCUUCUGCGAGCCCUGUCUGCGGACUCUGGCCAGAGACAACCCCUCCAGCACUCCCUGCCCGCUGUGCCGGACAAUAAUUUCCAGAGUCUUUCUCCAGACAGAACUGAACAAUGCCACAAAGACAUUCUUUACUAAAGAAUAUUUGAAAAUCAAGCAAAGCUUUCAGAAAUCCAGCUCCGCCAAGUGGCCCUUGCCAAGCUGCAGAAAGGGGUUCCAUCUUUUUGGAGGGUUUCACAGGCGUGCAGCCCCAAUGACAAGGAGGCAGUUCCCUCACGGGGCACACAGGAUGGACUAUCUGCACUUCGAGGAUGACAGUCGCGGGUGGUGGUUUGACAUGGAUAUGGUGAUCAUCUAUAUUUAUUCAGUGAACUGGGUCAUUGGAUUCAUUGUUUUCUGCUUUCUUUGCUAUUUUUUCUUUCCGUUUUAGGAAUCAUCAUUCUCCGCCAUGAUUGAACAAUCAUAAAUGUAAACAAUGGCUUAAACAUUUUGAAAGUAUGCUUUGAAGUUUUUAUAAUGUUGCAUUAUAAAAAUUGUUAGUGCUUAUAGAAAAUCUGAGGAUAAUGGAUUUAUUUCUUAAUUUCUUUCAUGUAACAACCUAAACUUGAUCUGAGAGCUGAUCCAACAGCCAUUUGCAAUAGUGCACUAUUAAUUCCAUAGAUUUUACCUUAGAACUGGGGUCUCUAAUUUUACAGUGUCAUUUUUAUACUUUCUAUGAUUGUUAAGACAGGUUUUACAUCCAUUUUAAAAUAGUAAAAAUAUGAAAUGAAUAAUCUGGAUGAAUAGCAUCAUUAUUACUGAGAUGUUUAGUCAAGCACUAUGUAUUCUUGGGCAAAUGAUGUGCAUUAAAGAUAAAUGAUAUUCUCUGGGAACUAAUUAAGCAGGGUAUAUUGCAUUUUGACUUCUGAAUAUCUCUACUUCUGUCUCCUAUUACCAAAAAUCUGACUAUCCUUUUUGUAAAGACUUCCUAGCUUUGGUGCAACAUUUUUAACUGUUGUAAGAACAAGAUACUACAUGCAGCCAGAGUAACACCCAAUAGCUAUGUUAGAGCCAUAUUAACACUUUCCAAUUUCAAAAUGAAUCACUUGGGAAAUGACAGAUCUGACAUUUAGUAACCUAAAUGACAAUGCAUGUCCCAACUGUAAUUAAUCUGGUGAUUCAUUUAACUAGAAGGUUGUCAAAUAUAUUGUCAAUGUGCAAUAAAGAGUGGCUUUUACAUUUUU